ACAUGGGGACAGUGGGGACAGUGGGGACACUGGGGACACUGGGGACACUGGGGACAUCGGGGACAUUGGGGACAGUGAACGGCCACGAGCCCGCGGGGCCCCCCAAGACCUCGGGGUCACCUCCGAUGACCACGCUGACCACAAGCCCAGUGUCCCCUCCCCCCUGUCCCUCGGUGUCACCUGCCUGCCCCGAGGGUGGGGCUGUGGUGGCACCGGGGGUCACUGUCCCUGUGUCCAGCGGUGUCCCCGUGCCCGGUGCCACUGUCCCCACGUCCAGGGUCACUGUCCCCGUGCCCAGCGGUGUCCCUGUGUCCGGUGCCACCGUCCCCACCUCUGGGGUCACUGUCACCGUGCCCAGCGGUGUCCCCGUGUCCAGCGGUGUCCCCGUGUCCGGUGCCACUGUCACCGUGUCCAGCGGUGUCCCCGUGCCCAGCGGUGUCCCCGUGUCCAGCGGUGUCCCCGUGUCCGGUGCCACUGUCCCCACGUCCAGGGUCACUGUCCCCGUGCCCAGCGGUGUCCCUGUGUCCGGUGCCACCGUCCCCACCUCUGGGGUCACUGUCACCGUGCCCAGCGGUGUCCCCGUGUCCAGCGGUGUCCCCGUGUCCGGUGCCACUGUCACCGUGUCCAGUGGUGUCCCCGUGCCCAGCGGUGUCCCCGUGCCCGGUGCCACUGUCCCCGUGCCCAGCGGUUGUCUGAAGAUCUGGUUCAGCGAGCGCGACCUGGAGCGAACCUUCUCGUACCCGUCCGAGGGGGCGGCGCUGGCGUCUGCGGCCUGCUCCUGUUGCUAUGGCAACGAAGCCUGUGGCCUGCCUACUCCCAAGGCCUACUCCUGUUGCUAUGGCAAUGAAGCCUGCGGCCUGCCUACUUCCAAGGCCUGCUCCCAUCACCGUGGCAACGAAGCCUGUGGCCUGUCCUGCUCCCGUCGCCGUGGCAACGCGCUGCUGCUUGGCCGCGCUCGUAUCGCGACAGUGACAAUAAACGCCGACGCCGGCGACGAUAAACGCUGA
Ficedula albicollis (Collared flycatcher) is the source of this 1007-nucleotide messenger RNA. Its product is annotated as flocculation protein FLO11-like. The coding region runs from base 3 to 1007 and encodes 334 amino acids. Lineage: Eukaryota; Metazoa; Chordata; Aves; Passeriformes; Muscicapidae. The transcript has 5 exons. The record is from RefSeq and is a predicted model, not a curated record.